ACACAGAAGCACCGAGCAGGGAAGAGGGUCUCCCACAUUGGAGUUGCCGCCCCCUCCCUGCUGAGCCCACAGAGAAGACAGAACAUGUGGAAGAUGACUAUGAAAGCUUUGAUGAAGGAAGCAGCUAUGGCAGGAUCCCAUUUUCUUCUGAAAGGGAGAAGCCAAAGACACAAGCAGAACAUCCAAGCCCUGGUGUUAACUCUUUUACAGCUGAGCCGGCCUUCACUCCUGCCUCCUGGAAAGGCUUUUGGAGGAGAAAUGGCAUACUUGUGGUCUUGGCUCUUGUUGUUGGCUGUCUCGUAAUGGACAUGAUUCUCCUCUCACAACAUGCUGCCAUGUUUUCAGAGUUCAGGAAGAUGAAUUUCACUCCCACAACUGAAAUCUGUGAACCUUCAAUAGCCCUUCUGAAUAUUGAAGAAUUAAAGAGCACAUUUAUAGCAAAGUUCAGAACUUUAGAAAAUUAUAUUGAUCAGAAGUAUGAAGCAAGUGGUAGAAAAAUGGAGGGAGAAAUAUCCAGACUAGAUGAAGAACUGAGUGCAAUGAAAAACAGACAAGUUGUUUGCCCCACACCCAAACCUCUGCAAUGGGAAAAAUCUGGAGACAGUUACUACUAUUUCUCAGAUACUGCAGAACACUGGGAAGAGGCCAAAAAAUUAUGUGCUGCAGCUAACUCCUAUCUGAUCAUUAUAAACAGCAGGACAGAGCAGGAUUUUGUGGUUCGAAAAAUAAAGCAAAGUUCAGUCUGGCUUGGCCUAAGUGAUACAGAGAUAGAGAGAACUUGGCGCUGGGUUGAUGGAUCACUACUACAAGAACACAAUAGAUACUGGAGGCAUGGUGAACCCAAUAAUGCUGGUAAUGUGGAAAACUGUGCUGUCCUGUACAAAGAGAAAAACUGGAAUGACAUUCCAUGUGAUAAAAAUGUCCAUUUUGUGUGUGAGAAAAGUGCCCUCAAUUAAGAAAAUAAGCAGUACGUUUCCCUAUAUUUUAUGUUUGUUCCAUGUAGUUCCUUUCUUGUGGUUUGGCUGGAUAUUUCUUAAAUAGCUGCAGAUUUGGGUGGUUGAAGAUUAUUAUUAAACA
Molecule: messenger RNA, 1077 nt
Organism: Anolis sagrei ordinatus
Lineage: Eukaryota; Metazoa; Chordata; Lepidosauria; Squamata; Anolidae
Source: RefSeq, a predicted model, not a curated record